This is a messenger RNA of Nilaparvata lugens (brown planthopper), 1648 nucleotides long. Its product is annotated as acylpyruvase FAHD1, mitochondrial. Gene Ontology annotation, cellular component: mitochondrion. The record is from RefSeq and is a predicted model, not a curated record. Lineage: Eukaryota; Metazoa; Arthropoda; Insecta; Hemiptera; Delphacidae. Gene Ontology annotation, molecular function: acetylpyruvate hydrolase activity. Bases 287 to 1012 code for a protein of 241 amino acids. The transcript is spliced from 4 exons.
CUUCUUUUUGCAGAUUCGGCAUCAGCUGGCAUUUUUUCGUCUGCUUCAAAAGGAAUGAAAUUGAAAUUUAUUAUAAUCAAUAAUACUUUUAAUUUAUUAUUAUAAUUACUUGCUUGUACAUUUUAAUUUAUAUUGCAAUAUUUAUUUCACGGUGAAAAUAUUUUAUUUCUUUAUAGGGUUACGUGUGUAGGCUGUCCGUUAAUUCCUUAUUCUUUAGUUGACUUUUAAAGAUAGUUUGAAAAACAAUUCAAGUUACAUAAUUUCUAAUUAAGAUAAAAAAUUCAAAAUGAUAAGAACAUCGUUAUUAAAAACUUCUCUUAAUGAUUUGGUGCGUACAUUGGUUCCAAAGCUAUAUUCCACAAUGGAGUGUGAAAAUUUUGUUCAGCUUGGGAAGAAGAUAGUAGCUGCAGCCCAAAACUAUAAAUCGUUAAUAAGAGAAAGGAAUUUGGAAACUCCAACCUUUCCGGUGAUGUUUCUGAAACCUACUAGUUCCUAUAUAGUGGAAGGUCAAACAAUUGAGGUUCCAAAAGACUUCGACGUUUAUGAAGAAGUGGAGCUGGGAGUGAUUAUAGGAAAGAAAGGAAAAAAUAUAAAACCAAGUGAAGUGAUGGAUCACAUUGCUGGCUAUUGUUUAGCUCUAGAUUUAACCGCUGUUGACGAUAUGAAAAAUUCGAGAGCCAAGGGACUACCAUGGACAUUUGGGAAAGGUUUCGACACAGCUUGCCCAGUCAGCAAAUUCAUCCCUAAAAGUGAUCUAAAAGACCCCACCUCGUUGAAAAUAUGGUGUAAAGUGAAUGACAAGCUACUACAAGACUGUCUCUUAUCGGAUAUGGUGUUUACCAUGGAGCAAAUGAUAUCGUACACUUCGCGAUACAUGACUUUGGAGCCCAACGAUCUGAUACUGACUGGAUCACCCGGUAAUAACGGACCUAUCAGACCUGGGGAUGUCGUGGAGGCUGGUUUAGGAGAUAUUAUGACAAUUAAAUUUCCCGUGAAAAGUAUGGAGAAUUGAACUUUCAUGUGCCCGACACAGCCGAUUUAGACUUAGAUUAUGUGUACUCAAAUACAUAGAGUUUGAAAAGUCACUGUGCACCAAGUAUUUCAUUUCUAUAAAUAUAGUGCACAGUGACUUUCCGAACUUUCUGUAUAUCGCACCUCGGGAGGAAGAUCGUUCCAACUUAAAAAAAUCGUUUAUUCAGGAGAGCAGUUUUAAAGUUUUCAUAGGUAUUCAAACUUGAUUUUUUGCUCUUAUAACUCAAUUUCUCUGAUUCCAACUUUUUUAGUUCAUUUAUUACUUCUUAAAAGUGGCCUGUAUCUAUGUUUCUAUUCAUAAUAUGGAUGAAUUGGAAUGGAAGCCUGUUCUAAUCGAAAUGGCACAGUCUUACUGUAAAUGAUUGCAUCGGUUGUAAAAAUGGGAAUACUGAACAUUCCGUGAUUUAUAGAAUAAUUGGAACAGUCUUCCAUCGAAUAAAUUGCAUGGAAACCAACUAAAAUACACCCUUGGCUCAAAAUUGACAAUUUUCGAGUUGUAACAGUCUUCCUCCCAAGGUGCGAUAUUUUAAUUUGUCAAGUAUAUUAUUCAUCAAUUAAUAUAUUUAUUAUUUUAUAAAGUAUAUUUUAUUGUUUGUUAAUUAUACUUAUUGUUGAA